AUGACACAGCAGUUUCUAGCCACACAGACAGACCUAGUGAAGCCUUAUGCGGAACACCCACUCAUUCUUCGUUCUUUUGAUGACAUCUACACCCGUAAGGCCCUGCUGCACAAAGGGAGUGAUGUGUCUCUAUACCUCACCGUCCUGACUACAUCCAUGGAGCAGGUAAUUUCUAAGGAGAUCUACUAUCAGGAAGAGAACGAAGAUCUCGUCUUUGCUUUAACAGACGAGCUACGCUAUAUCUCUUACAUGAAUAAUCGGUGCUUGCAGCCGAUUCUUGAUGUGUUCUUCCAGAGACCUGAGAAACGUAUCAUUGCUGUCUAUGCUUCUGUUAAUGGGCUCUCUCUGAGGCAGAUAAUAACCUAUAACACAAAACACAAUGUUCGCAUUUCCGAGAGUGACAUGUGGCGCAUAGCAGGUCAGCUAGUGAGCGUUCUUUACUACAUGCACUUCGUUCAAUCUCUUCAUCGACUCGUGAAGAGCGCCAAUACUGAUGCGUUUACUGAGAGCGCUCGUGAGGAGGAUUUUGCCGUUAUGUAUAGACUCUAUAAAAACCGUCCGGAGAACUUCUGCAGCGAUGAUAUUCAUUAUAAAAACUUUCAGCUGGAAGAGCUGGCACGCGUCUCUAAUCACUUGGUUCGUGAAAAGAGCAUGGAGCUCUAUGAAUAUGCCUGUCAGAUAAUACCAAUCUUGCACAGAGAGAUUACCCCGGACAACCUGAUAGUCGACAGUGCAGGCUAUCUUGUACUGUGUAAUGCUAAUCCGUAUAGAGUCCUCUCGCAAGAAUACGGUCCAUAUGACUCUCCAGAACUGCAGAAAUUUGGUAUAUUUUCAGAAGCAACUGACUUGUACAGUGUAGGGCUUGUCUUGUAUGAACUCUUAACCUGUCGCAAGUAUCUCGAACGGUCUGUGGACUCUCACUGGUGUCCGCGCCAACUUCCAAAUACCCUCUAUUUUGAUGGGUACUCUACACAUCUUCGCAACCUGAUCAGAGGACUGCUUCACCCAGAUCCAGCGCUGAGGCCUCUCCUGACAGACAUCAUGAGGCUACCUCGCCUAAGCGAUUCAUUUCGUGGUGUGGAUAGCGUUGGGAAGGUUACCCCAAUAUACAAAAGCCUUCUUCUACAUAACUACACAAAUCUUGCUGCGUUCAAGUGA
Molecule: messenger RNA, 1158 nt
Organism: Giardia duodenalis
Lineage: Eukaryota; Fornicata; Diplomonadida; Hexamitidae
Product: Kinase, NEK
Exons: 1
Coding region: 1-1158 (385 amino acids)
Biological process (GO): protein phosphorylation
Molecular function (GO): protein kinase activity; ATP binding
Source: RefSeq, a predicted model, not a curated record